Cladocopium goreaui is the source of this 2187-nucleotide messenger RNA. The record is from the annotation of a GenBank genome assembly. Lineage: Eukaryota; Dinophyceae; Suessiales; Symbiodiniaceae.
AUGGUGGAAACCGGACACUUAGCUCGGGCGUUGGAAGAGGAUGGCAUUGUUCGAAACAAGGCAAGAUCCAAUGGAGUGAUCAUGUGCUGGCCUUGUCCUAAAGUCUGUGGGAUUGCCAGUAUGAAGGCAUGUUCAUUGAACAGCCGGGUGAUGGAGCUCCUAGCUUUGUGGUGGGUGGUUGAAUGGCGCCGCAUGAUGGUAUUGGAUCAUGAAGACAUGUCCAAGGUCUACGUUGACAGUUGGGGGAUGAAGCGUUGCUUCACACAUCUGUUAAGGCGUUGGCUCUCGGGCACCGACCCUACUUUGCAGCCCAUUUGGGACAUCUUUGAUGCUGUAUGGGGAAGAGAUGAUGAGGAACCUGCCCGCAAUGAUGCUUUCAUGGCUGCUCGCGCUGAGAUCCUGGCCAUCGAAGAUGGCAGCCCGUAUGAGCCCAACGAAGGACCUGAGGAUGGAAGUCUUUGGGAUGGCUAUCAUGAUCCGGAGUUGGACACCCUCCCUGAUGAUGGUGAGCAUGCUGACCAUGACAGUCUUGGCUCAGCUUCAGUUGCAACUACCGAACCGGAGCAGACUCCAGACCCUGUGACCGUUGAGGACAGCCAGCCCGUGAUGGAUUCCCAGGCGGAUCCUAGCUUGUUGUCCCCACCACCAUACUUGGAGGAACCAGAUUCGCAGCCCAUCGAAGAGGAGACCUACUUGUUCUCUGAUGUGGAGGAUGAGAUCCCUAGCAGUGUCACUGAAGAUGUGAAGGAUGAGAGCCCUCCACCACAUCCAGCCCAUCGGAACCUUCCUGCUUUGUUUGGGGGUCCCAGCAGCUUCACGCCAGCGCCAUCAAGCCUGAUGCCACCACCACCGGCACCUGGGCCAGACUUCUUGGAGAAGAAGAGGGCGCAGCUCGAAGCCCAGCUGAACAAUGUCAGGCAGCGGAUUGUGGACAGGGAGAGAUUCGUCCGAAGCCAGAGCAGUGCAGAUCUUGGUACGGUGGCACCUGCUGCAUCAGAUACCAUGGACACCCUGCCCUAUGAGCCUGGGGAGCCAGAGUCUCCUACCAAGCUGCCCAACGAUGACCAGCCCAGUGGCGCCAGUGACCCACCGGAGCCUUUGCCAUCCUCGCAAGUGACUGGUGAGGAUGACCAUGACGUUUCUCCUUCGCAGCCGAGGGAGGAGCUAUGCUUGGACAAGUUGGAGGCUCCAAUGGUUACUCGCCGGGAGCAACGUGAGAAGAACAUGGACACCGAAGAUGGCAAAGACGCAGAGAAACCCGAUGCAGAGAGCAAGACUCCAGCCAGGGCCAAGAGGACCAAGGGGGCCAACAAGCAAGACCAAACGGGGGAGAAAGCCCCCAAGGGCACACGCGCAUCCAAGCCCAAAAAGACCGAGAAGGACAAGGAGACAAAGGAGAAAGACGCAGCUGUGGAGAAAGCCCCAAAGCGGAGAUGCGCAUCCAAGCCCAAAGAGACCGAGAAGGACAAGGAGACAAAGGACAUUGAGAAGGAGGAAGACGCAGCUGAGGAGAAAGCCCCCAAGCGCAGACGCGCAUCCAAGCCCAAGGAGACCGAGAAGGACAAGGAGACAAAGGACAUUGAGAAGGAGGAAGACGCAGCUGAGGAGAAAGCCCCCAAGCGCAGACGCGCAUCCAAGCCCAAGGAGACCGAGAAGGACAAGGAGACAAAGGACAUUGAGAAGGAGGAAGACGCAGCUGAGGAGAAAGCCCCCAAGCGCAGACGCGCAUCCAAGCCCAAGGAGACCGAGAAGGACAAGGUGGACAAAGCCCCCAAGCGCAGACGCGCAUCCAAGCCCAAAGAGACCGAGAAGGACAAUGUGGACAAAGCCCCCACGCGCAGACGCGCAUCCAAGCCCAAAGAGACCGAGAAGGACAAGGAGAUUGAGAAGAAGAAUUCAGAGCCUGAGGCUUUGGAAAACAAGACGUCAAAGACUUGGGCGGGGAGGUGGAUUCCCACGGAGGCCAAUGCUUUGGCAAAAUUCAAUGCGAUUCGCCAUGUGUUCGACCAGUGUUUGUCGAAAAAAUUCCGGAGCCCAUCUUCGUUCCAACCCCCAUGGUUCAAGCAAUGCUCCAAUGCAUUCAAGUACAAGAACUUGGACAAGGGCAGUUGCAAACAGGAAGAUCUCAUUGCAGCAGCAGAGCUCGAGGUGGAGAAGUUCUUGAGCUUGGAUUUCGUGCGCAUCUAG